Molecule: messenger RNA, 531 nt
Organism: Pogonomyrmex barbatus (red harvester ant)
Lineage: Eukaryota; Metazoa; Arthropoda; Insecta; Hymenoptera; Formicidae
Product: cytochrome c oxidase subunit 6A1, mitochondrial
Biological process (GO): mitochondrial electron transport, cytochrome c to oxygen
Cellular component (GO): respiratory chain complex IV; mitochondrial inner membrane
Molecular function (GO): enzyme regulator activity
Source: RefSeq, a predicted model, not a curated record
UACUGGCAGUGAAUUUACGAACACAGCCUAAAUCGCGGGCAUGUCCGCUCUCACGCUUCUCAGGCUCUCAGGUUCUGCUUCAAGCAGAAGAAUUAAAAAAUGGCUACUUGGAUGAAAGUUGCUCGCACUUUUUCCAGAAAAUAUGCGUCUGGUCCUGACGCGCAUGUCAGUUCAGAGCAGACGCAACUUUUGUGGAAGAGGCUUUCAUUCUUCGUAGGCUUCCCAGCAAUUGGCCUGGCUAUGGUUAAUUGUUAUUUGAAUCAUCAAGCUCAUCAUGGUGAUGAACGUCCAGAAUUCGUUGCUUAUGAACAUAUGAGGAUAAGAACAAAGAAAUUCCCAUGGGGAGAUGGUAAUCACAGUCUUUUCCAUAAUCCUAAAACAAAUGCUUUACCUGAGGGUUAUGAAGAUUAAACAGUAAUCCUACUUAGAUUAUCAAAUGAUCAUAUUGAGCAUUAGCAUUCUUUAUAAUCUUUGUUGUAUAUUGUAUUGACUUAUGAACAAAUGAGUCAAUAAAUUGAUAGAGACAUGCUA